This is a messenger RNA of Dentiscutata erythropus, 198 nucleotides long. NCBI's taxonomy places the organism in Eukaryota, Fungi, Glomeromycota, Glomeromycetes, Diversisporales, Gigasporaceae. The record is from the annotation of a GenBank genome assembly.
AUGAGUGAUACCAAAAGUGUAAAGCUUCACAAUAUUAUAAAUGAUGCUGAAUAUUUAGCAAAUGCCAAUUAUUUUACCAAUGAGGAAAAUGAUAUUGAAAGCAUUGAUAAUAUGAUAAAUACAACUACCAAUUCUGAAAUAGAUUUAUUGAUUACUAGCAAUUUAGAAAAUGAAAUGUCAAUGCUAUUUACUAGCAAA